Hymenoscyphus albidus is the source of this 1407-nucleotide messenger RNA. The record is from the annotation of a GenBank genome assembly. Lineage: Eukaryota; Fungi; Ascomycota; Leotiomycetes; Helotiales; Helotiaceae.
AUGAAACCUUCUGCUCGAGUAAGUGAUGUGCAGUACAAGUACCUACACUAAGUACUUUUCCCCUUUUCGCCACGGCGUAACUUAGUAGCUGCGCAGCAUUCACAUUCUCAUCCGGGAAAAAAAAAACUGGGGCAACAUUUAUUGAAUUCUUCUAAAUAUUUGAUAUUUGAUAUUUGAUAUUUGAUAUUUGAUGUUAGAUAUUAGAUCUUAGAUAUUGGCGUUACAUUUGCAGCCUUUCAGCAUCGCAUCCCACCGUACAACUCAGCCGUGUGGUGCCCCUCUUUUCUUCAGCGCAACAGUAGCAACACAACCACCCUCCAACAUCAUACUCACAAAGAAAAAAAAACCCCCCUCCAACAAACCCACCCAUCCCUAUCCUCAACCCCCAUGGUUCUUCGCAAUGGCAAGCUCCCCUCCUUCCCGAAAAAACAAAUCACAACAAGCUAACGCAUAAGAAAAAACAGGGCUGUUGUCUAUCCCACUCCACCACAUCCAACUCCCCCUACCCUCCAGAACCCAAUUCCUCCUCGCGCGGAAUCACCUCCUCCCAACCACAAUCCCACUCGGCCCUCCCGCGCCCCUCAACCCACGGCUCAAACCACAGCACCCACCACUCCACACGACACACCCAGCCACUAUCCACACACAUCAACCGACCGCUCAAACGACACGUCUGGACGUGUAAAACCCGUCUCUGGACACGGAGCGACAUCGAUCGUGAGCGGACCGAUUUCUUCGACACCCGAGUCUCUGGGAGACCGGAGAUAUGGCAGACGCUGCGCGCCGCGCUGGAGAUCCUGCGUGGGAGCGAGGAAGGAGGCGCGGAUGGCGAAGAAGCGAUGGCGACUGCACAGUUGAUACUUGAUGCGGCGGGUAUUACGCUGCCGACGGGGGAUCUGGCGAAUGGGGCGUAUGAUGGGUUUGGGGGUUUUUAUCCUAUGCCUGAACAUAUCGUGGCGGAUCCGACGAAUAUGGCGCAUUCGCCAUUGUUGGUGCCGGAUGACGAGGAUAAAGACGGGGAGAGUGAUGAGCCUGAUGAGGAGGAGAUACUGCGGCGGAGGGAGGAGAAGGGGAAGGCGGUUGUGAAUGAUCGGGAUUUGAUCAGUGUUACGGCGAGACUGAGUGAUGGGGCGGGGCAGGAUAUUGUUGUGAGUGUAGGGAAAGAUGAUACGGUCAGGUUUCUUGCUCGGAGAUUACUGGAGGAGGCGGGGGUAAGUUCCCCUUCAUUUUUCUUCAUUUUCAAAAUCCAUUAGGGAACUGAAAGAUGGCAUACUGAUCAUAUUGCAGCUCUCCCAUCCAAAAUCCAUACGAAUAGCAUAUAUGGGCAAAAUCCUCAAGGACAACCAAUCCCUCACAGCCCAAGGCUGGAACCACCAACACAUCAUCAACGCCCUCGUCUUUGGAUAA